GGACGGUUGGCCCAAACCUCUAUUAUUACCCGCCAACUCCCAUUACAUUACCAAGAAAUAACGAAUUGGCAACCGUUGUAACCCAAAAAAAAACAAAAAAAAGCAAAAACCCAAAAUGCCAUAAAGAUUUUAGCACAGAUAUAUGAACAUAGACAGAUAGAGAUAUGAUAUGCAUAUAUUGAUAUUGUUUCUAUGGUAGGAAGAGAUAGAAGAAGAAGAAGAUGGAAGGCCUAAUGGCGGAACCGGAGAAGGGAGUCGCCGGCGUGAUGGAGGAGGAGGAAGAGAAGUUGUUGGAGGGGGUGGCGGUGUUGGAUUUUGAUGUGUUGUGCUCCACGGUGGCUAUGAAGACGCGUGGGAAAUGGACCAAAUUCGAUAAUCAUGAGCUCGAAAAUGGCGGUGUUGGUGGUGAAUUUGGGGGUGUUCUGAGGAUGUGGGAGGGUGGACUUCUCGAUUGCUUCGAAGACCGCCGUAUCGCUCUGGAAUCUGCUUGCUGUCCAUGCUAUAGAUUUGGGAAAAACAUGAGACGAGCUGGUUUUGGUUCUUGUCUUGUUCAGGGAAUUGUGUAUUUCAUUCUUGCUGCUGCUGCAUUUCUCAACUGCAUAGCCUUUGUUGUGACAAAGAGAAAUUGCUUUCUAUUUUUGGGUGGUGCUUUCACCAUCUUAGUUGGAACAUAUUUGGGAUUUUACCGUACAAAAAUUAAGAAGAAGUUUAACAUCAAGGGUAGUGAUAGUUCACUAGAUGAUUGUGGCUACCAUCUUGUAUGCCCUUGCUGCACAUUAUGUCAGGAAUCUAGAACAUUGGAGAUGAACAAUGUCCAAGAUGGGACAUGGCAUGGCCGGGGUGACACAAUCUGCAUAGGGGGCUAUGGCGAAGGCAACAAAUCAUUCUUUCAGUUACGCCCACCGCCUAGUAUGUCAGCUGAGUCUCCUGACCCUUGCAGCAUGCCAAAAAGUAUAAAUGUCGAUGAGCACUCGUGGACCACAGAAGUUGGUCAUUCUGUGCCUUUGGUUGCACCAUCCCAAUAUUAGCUAUGACAAUGUAUGUAUGUAUGUAUGUACAGUCUGUAGUGUUAUAUGAUGGAAAUGUAUUGUUGUUAGGAUUAUUCAUCUAGUUUGAUUUGGAUAGGGAUUCAACAAUCGACUGCCAUUUGAGUCGAUAAACCGUGUAGUCUUAGUGCUGUUCUGAAUUUCUAGCAGAAGCCCCAGGUUCUCACCUCCAAAUAUUCUCCUUAACGCUGUAUUUAGUUUGGAGAUUUAAGAAGGAAUUUGGAAAAGAAAAGGAAACAAGUAUGUAAAACCAGGUGAAAUUUUUUAUUCACAUUUCACUUACUUU
Camellia sinensis is the source of this 1332-nucleotide messenger RNA. The record is from RefSeq and is a predicted model, not a curated record. Lineage: Eukaryota; Viridiplantae; Streptophyta; Magnoliopsida; Ericales; Theaceae.